AUCAAAGAACAUUCAGGUUGAAUCACUAGAUGCAGAGAUAUUUACGAUCAAAGCAAAAAAUUGCAAAUUAAUGCAUUGAACGCAUUUAUUCAGCAACCAGUAAUUAUUUUCAUCUAAUUUUAGGUUCAUUAGAUAAGUCUUGAUUUUUUCUUUUAAAUGAAUAUAAAUUCAUCCAACUAUCUUAUGUAUAGCCCAAGAUAUUCACAAUUUUGUUAUGAGAAUUGUAUUCUGAUUUUAUAAUUUUAAUGUUACUUGUAUUAAAAAAAAUUAAAAUUCAAAUAACUAAUUGAUUUUGUGUAUCAGAUAAUAUAGAUCCAUUAUUGUCACAUGACUUUUAACGUUGCAUUCAUUUGGCAAAUCUAUUUUGUGGACAUAGCAUAUAAUUCCACAAAUUGGUACAUAUGUAAUAUUAAUAUUCUUAAAGAAUUUAGUUUAUCAAGAAAACUUUUUUUCUUUGAUAAUCCCAAAUCUAUUGAAGAAUAUAAACAAAAUAGGUUUGAACAGUUAAAUAGUAAUAAUGAUAAUAAUUCUCACAAAGGUAUUGAUGAAAGUAUCAAUAUUUAUGAGAACUAAAAUCAGCUAUCUGAUUCACCUAUUGUGCAGUUAUUUUAAGCAAUGUUAAAUUCUCUCUGAAUACUAACUUGAUACGAUAUUUGAAAAUUGGGAGGAGGUAGGACCCCGCUUACUUCUAAUAGAGGUCUCCGAAAAUAUAAGGUAAAAUUU
This is a messenger RNA of Rhizophagus irregularis DAOM 181602=DAOM 197198, 723 nucleotides long. Lineage: Eukaryota; Fungi; Glomeromycota; Glomeromycetes; Glomerales; Glomeraceae. The record is from RefSeq and is a predicted model, not a curated record.